AUGGCGCCCAACAGCUAUCCAGCUAGCUCCCGUGCCACCCUGCAGCUCAUCCUCGAGACCACCUCCGACCGCAGCUCCCAUCUUACCACAGUAAAAGAUGCCAGUCAGCGCGACGCGAGGGACAUCGUCAACACCAACACCUCGACUCCCCGCUCGCCUCGCCAUCCCCGACCGCCCUGGGAAUCCAUCCCCCCUCGAAAGGAUCACGCGACCUCGGAGGAACUCUACCGCCUGAUGAUGGCCGACUUCCCGACGUCCCCGCGCACCGAGGCCGAACAGCCCGCCCAGGCGCCUUUGUCGUCGUCGUCGUCACAAGGCCAGAAGCCCGCCCUUGCCGGCUCGCCGCCCGACAACAAACUUGGCACCGAUACAACAACGGCCAUCAUUCCCACGUUAGAAGCAGAUGCCGCAGCUGAGAACGAUACCGUUGACGAAGCCCUUCUUCCCAAACUCGACCCCGCCGGUUUCUUCACCCUCGUCUCCAACUCGUCGGCGAACACCACCCAUCACCCGACCGUCAAGUACAUCUUCCUAGACGAUGACCCGGAUACCCUCACAACCGCGCUCGCAGCGCAUCACUCCUCGAACCAAAUCUCGACCCCUUCGGCCUCGACCUCCAAAUCCGGGCCCGGAAAGAACCCGAACCCGAACCCGAACCGAGCCGUCCUCCUUGAUGUGGUCCCAGGCGAAGACGGCCAGUGGAAGGUUUCCUCUGUCGCUAGCCUGAGUGCAGACUUUGCCGUGACCGACGCCAGCAUAUCUCGACAGGAGGGCGAGAAGGAGGGCGGACUGGUGCUCAAGAUUGACGGCGUCGAAAGCGAGGGUGCCACGACGAUAAUUGACAAGGAAAAGGAUCGUGCUGAGAGUCUGCCUAGCUCUAAUAGUGCCGUCGCGAGGUCCGGCGGCGAGGAGUACGGACCGCUGCUCGAGGAUUUCGAGCGCAAGAUGAGCGUCCUUCGGCGGGUUGUCAAGGCUGGCGAGGGUCGCGCUGAGAAGGCUCGUGAGACGAAGCCUUCUGAUGCCGAUGCCGAGCCGGCCGAGGAAUGA
Messenger RNA from Colletotrichum phormii, 1047 nucleotides. RefSeq lists its product as uncharacterized. The record is from RefSeq and is a predicted model, not a curated record. NCBI's taxonomy places the organism in Eukaryota, Fungi, Ascomycota, Sordariomycetes, Glomerellales, Glomerellaceae. Bases 1 to 1047 code for a protein of 348 amino acids. The transcript has a single exon.